Molecule: messenger RNA, 2213 nt
Organism: Mercurialis annua (annual mercury)
Lineage: Eukaryota; Viridiplantae; Streptophyta; Magnoliopsida; Malpighiales; Euphorbiaceae
Product: laccase-7
Exons: 7
Coding region: 342-2054 (570 amino acids)
Biological process (GO): lignin catabolic process
Cellular component (GO): apoplast
Molecular function (GO): hydroquinone:oxygen oxidoreductase activity; copper ion binding
Source: RefSeq, a predicted model, not a curated record
UCUGUCCACGUUCUAAACAAAUUCAUUAGUUCUCUGUCAUUAAUUAUCUAAUAUGUUAAAAGGUUUUCUCUUUUUUUCUUCGCUCUUAUAAUUAGCUUCUUUCUUCUCUUCACAUUCUUUUCUAAAUCUCAGGAUCAACAUCAGUGGCGAAUUUAGAAUUUUUUCAGUCCGGACUUAACUUUUAAUUUACCUUUUACAUUUUGAUGGUCCGUACUUGACCUUCUUCUAGUCCCAAAUUCACUACAAACCGUGCUUCUUUUAAAAAAAAAAAAACUGUCGUGAACCGGGGCUCGAGUCUACCCUAGUCUUUGGGUAGUUCUAAUUCCGCCCCCUUGAUCAACAUGACGUCUCGUUUACUAUGUUUGUUCGUUUUCUGUGUAGCUCUUCAUGCUUCUUCUUUGGCUUCUGCUGCAAUUGUGGAACACUCAUUUCAUGUGCAAAAUUUAACUCUCCGGCGACUGUGCAAUGAACAAGUGAUAACUGCAAUGAACGGAAGUCUCCCUGGCCCGACUCUACGCGUUCGAGAGGGCGAUACUCUUAUAGUUCAUGUGCAUAAUAAGUCACCCUACAAUAUCACUAUACAUUGGCAUGGAAUAUUUCAACUUCUUAGUGGGUGGGCAGAUGGACCUAGUAUGGUAACCCAAUGCCCCAUAAUCCCUGGAAAUAGGUUCACUUACAAAUUUAAAGUCAUAAAACAAGAGGGUACCUUAUGGUGGCAUGCCCAUGUCUCUACCCUUCGAGCCACCGUCUAUGGUGCUCUUAUUAUCCGUCCAAAACGAUCCUUUUCGUACCCGUUUCCCAAACCCGACAAAGAAGUCCCCAUUUUAUUAGGAGAGUGGUGGAAUGCUAACAUUCUUGAUGUCGAAAAUGAGGCACUUGCCAGCGGUGGUGCACCCAACAAUUCAGAUGCUUACACCAUAAAUGGAUGGCCCGGUGAUCUCUACAAUUGCUCUCAGAAACAGAUGUACAAGCUUAAGGUAGAGAAAGGCAAAACCUAUCUCCUGCGAAUAAUCAACGCUGCACUCAAUAAUCAGCUCUUCUUUAAAGUAGCCAAUCACAACAUGACAGUUGUCGCCGUCGACGCUGCCUACACUAACCCUUACGUCACCGACGUCGUCGUCACCGGUCCGGGAAUGACGACGGACGUUCUUCUAAAGGCCGAUCAGCCAGUAGGGUCUUAUUACAUGGCUGCAAGUCCAUAUGCUAGUGCUGCGGGCGUGCCGUUUGAUAACACAACCACAAGAGGCGUACUUGCUUAUCAAGGCGGCUCCGCGGUGGCGACACCCAUCAUGCCUGUAAUGCCGGCCACCAAUGACACACUCACAGCUCAUGGAUUCUACAGCAACCUCACUGGGCUAGCGGGUGGGCCACACUGGGUUCCGGUGCCACGUCAAAUUGAUGAGCAAAUGUAUGUGACCGUAGGGCUUGGACUAGCUCCCUGUGGAGGACAAGGUAACAAUGCUAGUUGUCAAGGACCAAAUGGACAGAGAUUAUCAGCUAGCAUGAACAAUCAUUCAUUUGAGUUCCCUACAAGUUUAUCAAUGUUACAAGCAUUCUUUUUCAACAUUAGUGGGAUUUAUAAACCUAAUUUCCCCAAUAAGCCUCCGGUCAAAUUUGAUUAUACAAAUGGUAACGUAAGCAACGACUUGUCGUUGCUUUUCGCUCCGAAAUCGACGAGUGUGAAAGUGUUAAAGUACAACACGACGGUGCAAAUGGUGUUGCAGAACACGGCGUUGAUCGGGGUGGAGAAUCAUCCUAUUCAUCUUCAUGGGUUCAAUUUUUAUGUGUUGGCUCAAGGAUUUGGAAACUAUGAUGAUGUUAAGAGCUCUACAAAGCUUAAUCUUGUUAAUCCUCAAGUACGAAAUACUAUUGGAGUGCCUGUUGGAGGAUGGGCGGUUGUUAGAUUCAUUGCCAAUAAUCCAGGUGUAUGGUUUAUGCAUUGUCAUCUUGAUGUGCAUUUGCCGUGGGGACUAGCAACGGCUUUUAUAGUACAGAAUGGACCGACUCCUGGGUCUACCUUGCCACCUCCACCCGCCGAUUUACCUCAGUGUUAGAUCUCCAUAUGAAAAUCAAUUCGAGUAGUGCUGGAUUCUUUUGUAUAAGUUUGUAUUAAUUUCACAUAUAUUUCUGCAGUAUUGUUGUAAUUCAAUUAUGUAAUUUUUAGUACUAUAGGGGUAGUCUAUACUUUUGUUAAAGAAUUAAAUUAAAGUUCC